UUUUGCCUUAUGAUACCAUAGAUAAGCAUGCCUGGCGUUGCAGUCUUCAGGCUUGGGGACAAGAUGGUGCCUGGUUUCUGCACCAAGUUCUAUCCAUAAGCCCCUCUGAGUUCAAUGGGAUCUACUCUCAGGUCUGUACUGUGCAGACCAUGCCGGCCUUACGAAGUGGGGAGAGGAGUAAACAGAGGAAAUUGGAACCACUGGAAAGGUUUAUAAAUGGGGUUUCUGUUGGGAAGGGGCUGCCCCAUUUGUGCUUUUCCAGGGGCAGGAGAAUCCAGUGAGAGCCAGUGUGGGGUAGUGGUUAAGAGCGGUAGACUCGUAAUCUGGGGAACCGGGUUCGCGUCUCCGCUCCUCCACAUGCAGCUACUGGGUGACCUUGGGCUAGUCACACUUCUCUGAAGUCUCUCAGCCCCACUCACCUCACAGAGUGUUUGUUGUGGGGGAGGAAGGCAAGGAGAAUGUUAGCCGCUUUGAGACUUCUUCGGGUAGUGAUAAAGCGGGAUAUCAAAUCCAAAGUCUUCAUCUUCUCUUCUUCUCCCCUGCAGGGCCGCUGAGGCUCCCUUUGUUUCUUCCUCUCUCCCAGGACCCUGCAGCUUGUGGUGGCUCCUUGACUCCUCAGGAAGGAUAAAAGAGAUGGAUCCUGCAAAGCUAGCGAGGAUGGAAGGGGGAAGAUGGACGGUUGACCUGGUCAGGUUGUCUCCUGCAUCCCUCCCCACAACGUCUGAGUGUUCCUCUCUAGGGCUCUCAGAGAGAUCUGGUGGUGAUGAAUUAGAAAUGCAGAAUGGGGGAGACCAUGACAAAAUCCACACAGUGGAGAAGCCAUAUCAAAAUUGGAAGUAUGGAGAGAGCUCCAGUCAGAGUUUCCGUUCCCACCAAAGAACUCACAGUGAGAAGAAAGGCUAUCAGUGCUCAGAAUGUGGGAAGAGCUUCAGUCGGAAGGACAGUCUCACUUCUCAUCACAGAAUUCAUACAGGAGAGAAACCCUAUCAGUGCUUGGAAUGUGGGAAGAGCUUCAGUCAGAGUGGGGCUCUCACUUCCCACAAAAGAAUUCAUACAGGAGAGAAACCCUAUCAGUGCUUUGAAUGUGGAAAGAGCUUCAGUCACAGCACCCAUCUCACUUCCCACAAAAGAAUUCAUACAGGAGAGAAACCCUAUCAGUGCUUUGAAUGUGGAAAGAGCUUCAGUCAGAGCAUCCAUCUCAUGUCCCAUCAAAUAAUUCAUACAGGGGAGAAACCCUAUCAGUGCUUGGAAUGUGGAAAGAACUUCAGUCAGAGUGGGGGUCUCACUUCCCACAAAAGAAUUCAUACGGGGGAGAAACCCUAUCAGUGCUUGGAAUGUGGGAAGAGCUUCAGUCAGAGCAGCAGUCUCGCUUCCCAUCAAAUAAUUCAUACAGGGGAGAAACCCUAUCAGUGCUUAGAAUGUGGAAAGAACUUCAGUCAGAGCAGCAGUCUCGCUUCCCAUCAAAUAAUUCAUACAGGGGAGAAACCCUAUCAGUGCUUGGAAUGUGGAAAGAGCUUCAGUAAGAGCAGCAAUCUCGCUUCCCAUCAAAGGAUCCAUACAGGGGAGAAACCCUAUCAAUGCUUGGAAUGUGGAAAGAGUUUUCGUCUGAGUGUGGCUCUCACUUCCCAUCAAAGAAUUCAUACAGGGGAGAAACCCUAUCAGUGCUUGGAAUGUGGAAAGAGCUUCAGUUGGAAGGACAAUCUCGCUUCCCAUCAAAGAAUUCAUACAGGGGUGAAACCCUACCAGUGCUUGGAAUGUGGGAAGAGCUUCAGAAAGAGGGCAGGUCUUACCCGCCAUCAAAGAACUCAUACAGUGGUACCUUAGGUUAAGAACUUAAUUCGUUCUGGAGGUUGAUUCUUAACCUGAAACUUUUUUUUUCUUUCAAAAAAUUUAUUAGUUUUUACAAUAUCAACGACAAACAAAAACAUAAAACAAACAAGACAUAACAAACAUAAAUCAUAACCUUAUUGAAAAUAACAGUUAUUUACUUUGUAAAACGACUUCCUCGUUUCCCCUUAGUUGAAUUUCAUUGCAUAUCCUUAUAACGGUUUUCCAAAUCCCAAUUUUAAUACCCUUUAAAUUAAACAUUAACAUCUUUAAAUCUUCUCCUUCUUGUAUUAAACAUAUUAUUUUAUCAGUUAACAUAAAUACAAUCCUAAGCCCUUUAAGUAUCUGGACGCUAUUUCCAGUUAUUUUAGCUUAACAAAUUUAGCUAAAUAAUCAUUAAAUUUCUUCCAUUCUUCGUGGUGUUCCUCCUCCUUCUGGUCGCGUACGGCUAGCUCCAUAAAAUCCAUCAUCUUCAUCUGCCAUUCUUCUACUCUUGGUAAUUCUUGAGAUUUCCACUUUUUAGCUAACAAAAUACAAGCCGCAGUUGUGGCAUACAAAAAUAGAUUAACAUCUUUCUUGGUCAAUUCCAACCUGAAACUCUUCUUAACCUGAAGCACCACUUUAGCUAAUGGGGCCUCCCGCUGCUGCCACGCUGCUCCCUCACAAUUUCUGUUCUCACCCUGAAGCAAAGUUCUUAACCUGAGGUACUAUUUCUGGGUUAGCGGAGUCUGUAACCUGAAGCGUCUGUAACCUGAGGUACCACUGUACAGGGCAUGAAGCGUAAUAGAAAUGUGGAAACAGCUUCUCUUCCAAGAGGAGUCUAGCUUCCCAUGAAGAAAUUCAUGUGAUUGAGCAGGUGGUUGCUGAAGAACUCCAGGCAUGCCUGGAGGAUGGGGACCAUUUGGAUCCCUUCCAAUCGGGAAUCAGGCCUCAUAUUGGGACUGAAACUGCCUUGGUUGUGCUGGUCGAUGAUCUCCGGCACGCUAGGGACAAUGGUGAAAGCUGUUUCCUGGUUCUGCUGGAGCUCUCAGUGGCCUUUGACACCAUCGACCACGACAUCCUUCUGCACCGUCUUCAGGGGCUGGGAGCUGAGGGUUAUACAGUGGAUCCACUCCUUCCUCCUGGGCCGUGUUCAGAAAGCGGUGGUGGGGGAUCAGUGUUCAGACCCCUGGGCUCUCACUUGUGGGGUGCCUCAGGGUUCCAUCCUCUCCCUCAUGCUUUUUAACAUCUACAUGAAGCUCCUGGGAGAGAUCAUCAGGGGGUUUGGGCUGGGUGUUCAUCAGUAUGCGGAUGAUACCCUGCUCUAACUCUCUUUUAAAUCGAAACCAGUGAAAGCGGUGAAGGUCCUGUGUGAGUGUCUGGAGGCAUUUGGAGGAUAGAUGGCAGGUAAUUGAUUGUGGUUGAAUCCUGACAAGACAGAAGUGCUGUUCUUGGGUGACAGGGGGCGGGCUGGUGUUGAGGACUCGCUUGGGCUACUGCAACACAUUCUAUGUGGGGCUACCUUUGAAGGUGACCUGGAAACUACAACUAAUCCAGAAUGCGGCAGCUAGACUGGUGACUGGGAGUAGCUGCCGAGACCACAUAACACCGGUCCUGAAAGACCUACAUUGGCUCCCAGUACAUUUCUGGACACAAUUCAAAGUGUUGGUGCUCAUCUUUAAAGCCCUUAACCGCCUUGGCCCAGUAUACCUGAAGGAGUGUCUCCACCCCCACCCCUAUGUCUGGACACUGAGGUCCAACACCAAGGGUCUUCUGCUGGCUCCCUCACUGCGAGAAGUGAAAUUACAGGGCCUUCUCGGUAGUGGCACCCGCCCUGUGGAAUGCCCUCCUACCAGAUGUCAAAGAAAUAAACAACUGUCUGACUUUGAGAAGACAUCUCAAGGGAGCCCUGUUUAGGGAAGCUUUUAAUAUGUGAUGAAUUAUUGUAUUUUAAUAUUUUGCUGGAAACUACCCAGAGUGGUUGGAGAAACCCAGCCAGACGGACGGGGUAUAAAUCAAUUAUUGCUAUUGUUUUAA
Messenger RNA from Podarcis raffonei (Aeolian wall lizard), 3843 nucleotides. Its product is annotated as zinc finger protein 501-like. Gene Ontology annotation, molecular function: RNA polymerase II cis-regulatory region sequence-specific DNA binding; DNA-binding transcription factor activity, RNA polymerase II-specific. Bases 634 to 1824 code for a protein of 396 amino acids. Gene Ontology annotation, biological process: regulation of transcription by RNA polymerase II. The transcript is spliced from 2 exons. NCBI's taxonomy places the organism in Eukaryota, Metazoa, Chordata, Lepidosauria, Squamata, Lacertidae. The record is from RefSeq and is a predicted model, not a curated record. Gene Ontology annotation, cellular component: nucleus.